AUGGCGGAGCUCCUGCUGUGUCCCGUCAGGACUCAGGUACCAGAGUUUGCAGAUGUGUGCACGGAGGGCAGCUGUUACCCGGCCACCGGCGACCUGCUGAUCGGCCGGGCGCACACACUCGCCACCUCCACCUGCGGGAAGCAGCCGGGCAGCUUCUGCAUCGUCGGACAUCUGGAGGAGGAGAAGAAAUGUUUCGUGUGCGACUCCAGCAAGACGUUCGACGAGGAGACCAACUCCGUCAGCCACGCCGUCGAGAACGUGGUCACCACCUUCGCUCACAACCGCCUCAAAACCUGGUGGCAGUCGGAGAGCGGUGUGGAGAACGUGACCAUCCAGCUGGACCUGGAGGCCGAGUUUCACUUCACACACCUUAUCAUGACCUUCAAGACGUUUCGCCCGGCUGCCAUGGUGAUCGAGCGCUCGAUGGACUUCGGGAAGACGUGGCAGGUUUAUCGCUAUUUCGCCUACGACUGCGAGUCGUCCUUCCCCGGUGUGUCGGCCGGGCCCAUGGUCAAAGUGGACGACAUCAUAUGUGACUCGCACUACUCCGACAUCGAACCAUCCACAGAGGGAGAGGUGAUAAUCCGCGUGCUGGACCCGGCCUUCGAGAUCGAGGACCCGUACAGCGUGAGGAUACAGAACAUGCUGAAGAUCACCAACCUCCAGGUGAAGUUCAUCAAGCUCCACACGCUGGGCGACAACCUGCUCGACUCCCGCGACGAGGUGACGGAGAAGUACUACUACGCCCUCUACGACCUGGUCGUCCGGGGAAACUGCUUCUGCUACGGUCACGCCUCCGAGUGCGCCCCGAUGGACGGAGCGCCGAGGAGAGCCGAGGGCAUGGUGCACGGUCGCUGUGUGUGUAACCACAACACUGAGGGAUUGAACUGUGAACGCUGCACAGACUUUUACAACGAUUUGCCGUGGAGACCUGCGGAGGGACGCAACACACACGCCUGCAAGAAGUGUGAGUGUAACCGUCACUCCACCUCGUGUCACUUCGACCUGGCCGUGUUCAUGACGACCGGCAACGCCAGCGGAGGCGUGUGCGACGACUGCCGACACAACACGGUCGGCCGGCAGUGCGAGCAGUGUGCGCCGUUCUUCUACCAGCACCCGGAGAGAGACCUGAGGGACCCCCAUGUCUGUGAACAGUGUAACUGCGACCCGACCGGGUCUCUGGAGGGCGGACUGUGUGACCCGCGCACCGACGUGGCCGCCCGGCUGAUCUCAGGCCAGUGUCGGUGCAAAGGCCACGUGGAGGGCGAGCGCUGCGACCACUGCCGACAGGGACACUACGGGCUGGGCCAGGGGCCUCAGGGCUGCCUGCCCUGUGCCUGUAACCCGCUGGGCACUCUGCCGGGAGGAAACCCCUGUGAGUCUCACUCAGGAAAGUGCUUCUGCAAACGCCUGGUGGACGGACACAACUGUGACCAGUGUAUGCCUCAGCAGUGGGGUCUGUCCAACGACAUGGACGGCUGCAGAUCAUGUGACUGUGACCAGGGCGGAGCUGUGGACAAUAACUGUGACCCCCACUCAGGACAGUGCGUGUGCAGGGAGCACAUGUUCGGACGCCGCUGCGAUCAGGUGGAGUCCGGCUUCUACUUCAUCACUCUCGAUCACUACACCUACGAGGCCGAGGACGCCAAGCACGGACCCGGGGUGACGGUGGUCCAGAGACCUUACCCUCUGGACCGGAGUCCCACGUGGACCGGUAUGGGAUUUGUUAACGUGCCAGAAGGAGCCUACUUAGAGUUCAACAUCAACAACAUCCCAGAUUCCAUGGACUACGACAUCCUGAUUCGCUAUGAACCUCAGCUGCCAGAGCAGUGGGAGCAGGUGAACAUCAGAGUCCAGCGUCCCGUCUUCAACCCUCCGAACUACAUCAGUCAAUGUGGGAACUCCAUCCAGGCUGGAGACCAACAGGCCAUCUCUCUCCCUCCUGGAUCCAGACACGUGUUGCUGGUCAGGCCGGUUUGUUUCGAGAGAGGAAUGAACUACACGAUCCGUCUCAGUCUGCCGCUGUACUCGUCAGUCAGCGACGUCCAGAGCCCGUACACACUCAUCGACUCCUUGGUGCUGAUUCCCCGGGUCAGGGAGCUGGACAUGUUCCACGGCAUCGACGGCGUGGGAGCGUGGGAUACGUUCCAGCGCUACCGAUGUCUGGAGAGCAGCCAGAGCGUCGUGAAGAGCCCGAUGACCGACAUCUGCAGCGACUACAUCUUCAGCGUCUCUGCUCUGCUGCACAACGGAGCCAUGGCAUGCCAGUGUGACGCUCAGGGUUCGCUCAGUGCUGUGUGCGAGUCCAGCGGAGGCCAGUGUCGCUGUCGACCCAACGUCGUCGGCAGGAACUGUGACCACUGUGCCCCGGCCACAUUCCUGUUCAGCCCCGCCGGCUGCAGACCUUGCGACUGCGACCCUCGGGGCUCGGUCAGCGCCUUCUGCCACGAGGCCACCGGCCAGUGCGAGUGCGUCCCCGGGGCCACGGGUCGCCAGUGUUCCCACUGCCUGCCGGGCUUCUGGGGCUUCCCCCAGUGCCGACCCUGCCACUGUAAUGGCCACAGCGAGUACUGCCACCUGCAGACCGGGGAGUGCCAGGGCUGCAGAGACUUCACCAGCGGACACCUCUGCGAGAGGUGCCUGGACGGUUACCACGGGAACCCCGAGCUGGGCUCAGGGGGCCACUGUCGCCCCUGUAUGUGCCCUGACGGCCCCCGCAGCGGACGCCAGUUUGCAGACAAAUGUUACCUCCUGUCCUACACCAACCAGCUGGUGUGUGUGUGCAGCCCCGGAUACAAAGGCUCCAGAUGUGACGAGUGCUCCCCCGGUUACUUCGGGAACCCCCUGGUGCCCGGCGGGGGCUGCAUGCCCUGCCAGUGCAACAACAACAUCGACAUGCACGACCCGGGGUCCUGCGACACCCGGACGGGGGCCUGCCUCAAAUGCCUGCACCACACCGACGGCUACGGAUGCAAGCGCUGCAAACUGGGUUACUAUGGCGACGCUGCCACGCAGAGCUGCAGGAAGUGCAUGUGCUACAGCGUGGGAACGCUACCUCCGGCCUGUUCGUCCCCUGGCGAGUGUCAGUGUGAUCAGCACACCGGUCAGUGUCCCUGCCAGCCCAACGUGGUUGGUCAGAACUGCGACCGCUGUGCCGUGGACACGUGGAACAUCACCAGCGGGACGGGCUGCGAGCGCUGCGACUGCGACCCCGCCCACUCCUUCGGCUCCUCCUGCAAUGAGGUCACGGGACAGUGCUCGUGCAAACCUGGUUUUGGCGGCAGCACGUGUCGGGAGUGCAGGGAGCUGUUCUGGGGGAAUCCAGAGGUUAAAUGUCACGCCUGUGACUGUGAACCUCGGGGAAUCUCCAGUGAACAGUGUCACCGCGCCACCGGUCAGUGCACCUGCGUCGAGGGCGUCUCCGGCCCACGCUGCGACGAGUGCGCCCGAGGCUCCACGGGCGAGUUCCCCGAAUGUGAACCCUGCCACCAGUGCUUCGCCACCUGGGACACCGUGGUCGGCGAGCUGACCAAUCAGACCCGACGUCUGGAGGACCAGGUGACGGAGCUGCAGACCAGCGGGGUGACGGAGCCGUACAAAGAGUUGAUCGGCAGCCUGGAGAGAAACUCCAAGGCCGUGAGAGAGAUAGUGGAGAGCAACCCUGCAGCCGUGAAGCUGGAGCAGACCCAGGAUCUCAUGCACCACAUCACCGGUUUGAUGUCCUACCUGAACGGAAAGCUCAACACCACGGAGGAGACCUUGAACCUUCUCCACAAUGACGCCAACUCCACCGACGUAAACUUGGACGCACUGACGGAGGAGGCCAACCAGCUGGAGCUGAGCGUCCAGGACCUGAGGCAGCAGGUGUACGACGCCAAGAACGCCAACCUCCAGGGUGCCAUGGACACCAUCACAGAAGCUCACACGCAGUCUACGAUGGCGGAGCGCCGCGCCAACACCUCCACCAGCGACCCUGGAAACACGGUGGAAGAGUCGGCCGCGGUACGGAAAGCCACAGAGGACAAACUGAGCAGCGGCCAGAAGGAGUUUGACCGCAAGCACCAAAGAAACUCGCAGAAGCUGGAGAAACUGUCCAAGGAGCUGGAGAAAUUUGACCUGUCACCACUUAGUGAGAAGACGUGUGGCGGUGCAGCUGAUGAUGACGGCUGCUCUGGCUCGUCCUGCGGCGGGUUGGGUUGUGUCGGCGAGGACGGAGCUCCUCAGUGCGGAGGAGAAGGAUGCGAAGGCAUCGUCACAACCUCCCAAACUGCUCUCAAAUCAGCCAAGGACCUGGACCGGGAUAUCUUAGCAGCUAUGCAGGAGGUGGACAAGCUCUCCAGGCUGGUGUGGGAAGCAAACAUCCGGGCAAAUGAGGCCAAGGGGAACGCGAUGGAGGUGCUGAUCAAAUCCAACCGGAGCAAGGAGCGGGUGGAGCAGAGCAACGAGCAGCUCCGCAACCUCAUCAAAGAGAUACGAGACCUCCUCACCAAUGAGAAGGCAGAUGUUUCGGUGAUCGAGAUGGUGGCCAACGAGGUGAUGGCUCUGAAGAUGCCGACCUCGACGGAGAAGCUGCACGAGCUGACGAAUGAGAUCAGGGAGAAGGUCGGCACCCUGACCAGCGUGGAGAGCAUCCUGACUCAGAGCGCUGAGGACAUCCAGGUCGCAGAGAACCUGCUGAAGCAGGCCAAGGCCGCCAGUGAAGAGGCGUCCAACAUGAAGGACACAGCAGAUGUAGUGAAGGCGGCGCUGGACGAGUCCGAGCGCGCUCAGGGCAUCGCCAUGGACGCCAUCCAGCUGGCCCAGAACAACACUAAAGGAACCCUGGACCUGCUGAUCUCUGUGGAGUCGGAGACAGCCUCCACGGAGCUGAAGCUCAGUAACACCACCGGACGCCUGGUUCAGCUGGAGAGGGAGGUCGGCCUGCUGAGACAAAACAACCUGGAAGUGAACCGGCUGUCGGAGACGGCCGAAAGGGUCGGAGACCAGGCCAGACAGGAAGCAGACGAGGCCCAGAAGGAGUUCGACUCGGAGGUGAAAGAUAAGCUGGAGAAGGUGGAGGACCUGGUGGAGGACAAAGGGGAGACGGUGCUGCAGGCGAGGAGGCGAGCAGACGAGCUGCAGCAGGAGGCCAAAGAGCUGCUCACUCAGAGCAGCGACCAGCUGCAGAGACUCGGAGAGUUGGAAAGUUCCUACGAGGAAAACCAGCGCAUCCUGGAGGCCAAAGCCGCGGAGCUGGUGGAGCUGGAGCAAAUCGUCCGCAAGGUCCUGGAGGAGAUCAGCUACAAAGUGACUCUGUACAGCACCUGCCUGUGAGGACCCACGUCCCAGCGCCUCAAACCGCUCGGACUGGGACCUGAACACAAACAAAUACUGCUCCCACAUAAAUAACAUGUUUUUUAACCGUCAGGACCAAACACUGUUCAGAUGUUGUGAUUGUGUCAGAGGCUGAACACCUCGAUGUGACGGACAGCUGCGCCAAGAAGUAUUUUAACAAUGGAGACAAGCUGCCAAAGAGGAAAGAAGAAAACCACUGAAAGCCAACGAGACCUCAGUGCUAGAAACUAAGCAGAAGUAUUUACCAGUGUAAGCUACUACAACCUAUGUAUUUAAAUAUAUGACUGAACCUUUGUGAGAAAUAUUAAAGUUUUAUAGGUAUAAGCCCAAAGAUAUGUAACAUUGACGGGACCAAAGUUAAUUUGUGGAAAAGUGACUAUGAACACGUAAUAAAAUUUGAUUUGAAUAUAAA
Messenger RNA from Hippoglossus stenolepis (Pacific halibut), 5746 nucleotides. Its product is annotated as laminin subunit beta-1. Gene Ontology annotation, molecular function: extracellular matrix structural constituent; integrin binding. NCBI's taxonomy places the organism in Eukaryota, Metazoa, Chordata, Actinopteri, Pleuronectiformes, Pleuronectidae. Gene Ontology annotation, biological process: substrate adhesion-dependent cell spreading; basement membrane assembly; cell migration. Gene Ontology annotation, cellular component: laminin trimer. The record is from RefSeq and is a predicted model, not a curated record.